Molecule: messenger RNA, 1664 nt
Organism: Drosophila sechellia
Lineage: Eukaryota; Metazoa; Arthropoda; Insecta; Diptera; Drosophilidae
Gene: betaTub60D
Product: beta-Tubulin at 60D
Exons: 4
Coding region: 203-1567 (454 amino acids)
Biological process (GO): microtubule-based process
Cellular component (GO): microtubule
Molecular function (GO): GTPase activity; structural constituent of cytoskeleton; GTP binding
Source: RefSeq, a predicted model, not a curated record
AGUUGUGUCUUGUGCGUUGUGCGGUGAAGUUGCGCCUUCGUUCUGAAGCCUGAAAAGCUGAGCACCAGAACCUCUGGACAUCUGAACGUCUGAAUAUCCAGCAGCUACUCGGACCGUGCGGUGCAUCCUUCUCCAGACUGAGACCAAGAUCCGAUUCCAGCCUUAGCCCCACAAAUCGACCCCACAAAUCGCCGCUUUCAAGAUGAGAGAAAUCGUGCACCUGCAGGCCGGCCAGUGCGGCAACCAAAUCGGCGCUAAGUUCUGGGAGAUCAUUUCCGAGGAGCACGGCAUCGACAGCAAUGGCAUCUACGUAGGCGACAGUGAUCUGCAGCUGGAGCGCGUCAGUGUCUACUACAACGAGGCAUCGGCAGUCACGCGGUCGUCGGGAGGCAAGUACGUGCCCAGGGCCAUCCUGCUAGAUCUGGAGCCCGGAACCAUGGAGUCGGUGCGUUCCGGUCCCUACGGACAGCUCUUCCGGCCGGACAACUUCGUGUACGGACAGUCGGGAGCGGGCAACAACUGGGCCAAGGGUCACUACACCGAGGGCGCCGAGCUGGUGGACAAUGUCCUGGACGUGGUCCGCAAGGAGUGCGAGAACUGCGACUGCCUGCAGGGCUUCCAACUGACGCACUCGCUGGGCGGCGGCACUGGGUCCGGAAUGGGCACCCUGCUGAUCUCGAAGAUCCGCGAGGAGUACCCCGACCGCAUCAUGAACACCUACUCGGUGGUGCCCUCGCCCAAGGUGUCGGACACCGUGGUGGAGCCAUACAACGCCACGCUGUCGAUUCACCAGCUGGUGGAGAACACAGACGAGACGUACUGCAUCGACAACGAGGCGCUGUACGACAUCUGCUUCAGGACGCUGAAGGUGUCGAAUCCCAGCUACGGAGACUUGAACCACCUGGUCUCGCUGACCAUGUCCGGGGUGACCACCUGCCUGCGCUUCCCCGGCCAGCUGAACGCCGAUCUGCGCAAGCUGGCGGUCAACAUGGUUCCAUUCCCGCGUCUCCACUUCUUCAUGCCCGGAUUCGCGCCGCUCACCUCGCGCGGAUCGCAGCAGUACCGCGCACUCACCGUUCCCGAGCUGACCCAGCAGAUGUUCGACGCCAAGAACAUGAUGGCCGCCUGUGAUCCGCGCCACGGCCGCUACCUCACGGUGGCCGCCGUCUUCCGCGGCCGCAUGUCCAUGAAGGAGGUGGACGAGCAGAUGCUGGCGGUGCAGAACAAGAACAGCUCCUACUUCGUGGAGUGGAUCCCGAACAACGUGAAGACCGCGGUGUGCGACAUCCCGCCGAAGGGCCUGAAGAUGUCCUCCACGUUCAUCGGCAACACCACGGCCAUCCAGGAGCUGUUCAAGCGGAUCUCCGAGCAGUUCUCGGCCAUGUUCCGGCGCAAGGCCUUCCUGCACUGGUACACCGGCGAGGGCAUGGACGAGAUGGAGUUCACCGAGGCGGAGAGCAACAUGAACGACCUGGUGUCCGAGUACCAGCAGUACCAGGAGGCCACCGCCGACGACGAGUUCGACCCGGAGGUCAAUCAGGAGGAGGUCGAGGGCGAUUGUAUUUAAUGGUGUGGCCAGAGGAAUGAGGGGCGUGCGUGACGGCAGGGGGGAUAGGGAUGUCCGCUUUCUGCGCGGCAUGCGCCACCAGCUGGCGGCCAAGCAC